AAGGCAAGUCCCUCUGCUACAAUGAGCUCUGAACACGAAGAAAUUGAUGUUGCAAAAACUGUUGUCAAUGGGCUGAGCAGCAAUGGACAAGAAAGAGAAACAGAUCCCACUAAAGUCUGCAGCGGAAAAGGAGCUGUGACUCUCCGGGCAUCUCCAGCCUACGAACAGAAUCAGAGUAUCACUUCACCAUGUCCUCAGGAUGUUGAGCAGCCUGAAAAUGAUUGGAGGUCGUCAUCUAACACUGACGCCAAUGGGGAUGCCCAACCAUCUUCUCUGGCUGCCAAGGGUUAUAGGAGUGUGCGUCCGAACCUUUCCUCAGACAGCAAGCCACAGGAUGCCACUGCCACCACCACAGCUCAGCCUGGGGUUAUAGUAGUCCCCCUCCUCCAGGUUAAUCCAGACAGACAGCAAGAAGGCAACUCCAGCACUCCACCACCACCUCUGGUUCCUUUUGGGCAAGGCUCCGUAUUCCCUGAGACUGUUUCUCCUGGCUCACCCUUGACUUUUCCGACUCUAGAUGAUUUCAUUCCCCCACAUCUCCAGAGGGGUUCCCACCAUAACCAAGCACCCUCUGCAUCUGGCACAUUACCCUCUGUUUACCCGAAACUGCCAUUCUUCUCAUCACCACCUUCACUUGUCCCUCCAGUCACGGGGGCUUUGCACAGGGGCUUGAAGCCUGAAAUCACUGGAGUCAUCUCACAUACAGACCCAGGUCCUGUCCUAAAUGAAGUGCCCCAGCUGGGCACUGGCACUGACUAUCCAACCUCCUUCACUUCAAUCAACAAGUCUUCUUCUGCCUAUCCUUCUACCACAAUUGUCAAUCCCACUAUUGUCCUCUUGCAGCACAAUCGAGAACAGCAAAAAAGGCUUAGUAGCCUGGCAGAUUCAGUGCCAGACAGACUAGUUUCUGAUAAAGUUGAUUCAGCACUCACACGGGACAAGCCGGUUCAGGAGACAGUGCCAAGAGAGAAGAGGGCAAUGGAGGAGAAGAGAAGCAUUGUCAAGAGCCCUCUGCACAUGGCUGACACCUCCGUCGAUGAUAUUGGCAUUCCUCUGAGGAAUACAGACAGAUCAAAGGACUGGUACAAGACAAUGUUCAAACAGAUCCACAAGCUAAAUAGAGAUGAAGAUUCUGAUUCAUACUCUCCCCGUUAUUCCUAUUCGGAGGACAGUAAAACCCAGCUUUCAGUUCCCCGCUCCAAGAGUGAGAUGGACAAUAUCGAUUCAGAGAAGGUUGUUAAAAGGUCUGCCACUUUGCCGCUACCAAACCGUACUUCAUCGCUGAGAUCAAGCCCAGAAAGGACCGACUGGGAGCCUCCAGACAAGAAGGUGGACACCAGAAAAUACCGUGCAGAGCCCAGGAGCAUUUAUGACUAUCAGCCAGGAAAGUCCUCAGUUCUGAACAAUGAAAAGAUGACUCGGGAUAUAAGCCCAGAAGAGAUAGAUUUAAAGAAUGAACCUUGGUAUAAAUUCUUUUCGGAAUUGGAGUUUGGGAAACCGCCUCCAAAAAAGAUUUGGGAUUAUACUCCUGGAGAUUGCUCUAUCCUUACUAGAGAGGAUAGAAAGACUGAUCUAGAAAAAGAUCUCUACCUCUACCAGACUGAGUUAGAGGCAGAUUUAGAAAAAAUGGAGAAGCUUUAUAAAGCGCCACAUAAAAAGCCACAGAAGAAUACAGCAGGUGUUACUCCUCUGGAAACUUCCACAGACCAUUCUUCCUACUCCACAUAUUCACCCAACUACCAUGCAGUGAAGAGGGAGUCAGAACCAGCACUGGGGGACCCUGCUGGCUUGGAGAAUGAAAGGCAGAUUUACAAGAGUGUGCUGGAAGGUGGAGAUAUCCCGUUCCAGGGUCUGAGUGGUCUCAAGCGACCUUCUAGCUCUGCUUCCACAAAAGAUUCAGAAUCACCAAGGCAUUUUGCACCAGUUGAUUACAUGGAAACUCCAGAAGAAAUUAUCCGCAGACGGCAUGAUGAUAAAGAGAUGAGACCUGCUAGAGCCAAGUUUGACUUUAAAGCACAGACACUGAAGGAACUUCCUCUGCAAAAAGGAGAUAUUGUUUACAUUUACAAACAAAUUGACCAGAACUGGUAUGAAGGCGAACACCAUGGCAGAGUUGGCAUCUUCCCACGAUCGUACAUAGAGCUCCUCCCACCAGCUGAGAAAGCUCAGCCCAAAAAGCCAUCACCAUUGCAAGUAUUGGAAUAUGGAGAUGCAAUUGCUAAGUUCAACUUCAAUGGAGAUACCCAAGUGGAAAUGUCCUUCAGAAAGGGUGAAAGGAUCACGUUGAUUCGACGAGUGGAUGAGAACUGGUAUGAAGGAAAAAUCUCUGGCACAAAUCGCCAAGGCAUCUUCCCUGUCACUUACGUGGAGGUGCUCAAACGGCCAGUCGUCAAGAAUGCCAUCGACUAUCCUGACCCACCAAUGUCCCUCUCCCCUAACCGCAGCAUGACAGCUUCACCACAGCAACCUCAAGCACAGCAGCAAGGAGCCAGCCCUGACAGAAGUCAAACACCACGAGACAUAGUUAGCUACCAAGCCCUCUACAGCUACACCCCUCAGAACGAUGAUGAGCUGGAACUGAGGGAUGGUGACAUUGUCGAUGUCAUGGAGAAAUGUGACGACGGCUGGUUUGUGGGUACGUCCAGGAGGACGCGGCAGUUCGGCACCUUCCCAGGCAACUACGUGAAGCUUCUGUACCUGUAA
Messenger RNA from Eurypyga helias (sunbittern), 2703 nucleotides. It is a transcript of the gene SORBS1, whose product is annotated as sorbin and SH3 domain containing 1. Gene Ontology annotation, cellular component: nucleus; cytoplasm; cell-substrate junction. The record is from RefSeq and is a predicted model, not a curated record. NCBI's taxonomy places the organism in Eukaryota, Metazoa, Chordata, Aves, Eurypygiformes, Eurypygidae. The coding region runs from base 22 to 2703 and encodes 893 amino acids. Gene Ontology annotation, biological process: cell-substrate adhesion. Gene Ontology annotation, molecular function: protein binding. The transcript has 25 exons.